Pristis pectinata (smalltooth sawfish) is the source of this 4274-nucleotide messenger RNA. RefSeq names its product guanine nucleotide exchange factor VAV2-like. Gene Ontology annotation, cellular component: cytoplasm. Gene Ontology annotation, biological process: regulation of GTPase activity; cell migration; intracellular signal transduction. Lineage: Eukaryota; Metazoa; Chordata; Chondrichthyes; Rhinopristiformes; Pristidae. The record is from RefSeq and is a predicted model, not a curated record. Gene Ontology annotation, molecular function: guanyl-nucleotide exchange factor activity; protein binding.
CGUUGGCCACUGGGUGUCCGCCGAUCAGUCGCUUGGAGGGAAUCGCGGGGCUUGGAAUACAAAGUUACAGAGCGGCCGGGCGGAGAUACAUUGUGUCCGGAGAGAGGAUUCACUGAGCGUCGGAUCGGUGCUAUUGGGAAGGCCGCUUCCUCCCCGCUCAGGUUCUAUGGGAACAGCCCCAGCCCCGGCUCCGGCCCGGGAUCCCGUUCCAAGCCCGGCGAGCUGCACCCUGAGCCCGGCUACCGAGCAGCGCUUCAGUGGCAGGGACAUUCGGACCUCAGCACCUCACCUCGCGGAGGAGACCCGACCCGCACUCGCCCCAUUUGGUGGGACCGCGACCCUCAACUCCACCACCGCCCGCUCCCAAUCCCCGUUCGGGACCGCGACCCCCCCCCCCCCCCCAACACACACACACACACACACACACACACACACCAACAGUCCCCGAGGGACGGCGCGUCCACCGGCAUCUCUUGCCCCACCCUCCCCAGAACCUGCUGUUCAGUCCUCCAUCCACCACCUCCUGUCGUGCCCAGUCCCCGCAUCCUCCCAAUCCGUCCGCGGAACACCCCGCCGCCCCAGGUAGCACCUGGGACACUUCGCCCCUAGCACCCUCGUACCACCGCCCCGCACCACCACCCUGAGUCUCGUUUCUCCUCCUCUCUGAGUCUUGUUUCCUUCCCCAGUCCCUACACGUUUUUUCCCUCUUCCCCAUUGUCUUGUGGACUUGUUUUCCUCCCCCCCCCUUCUCACCCUGCCCCCUCCCCUGUCAUUUCUAGAAUUAAUUUCCCAGGAACUUGAACGCUUUUCUCCAUCCCUACCCCGUCACUUCAUCCUUACUUUCCACCUCAUCCCUUUGCUGGUCCUUUCUCGGAAUACGUCCCUGCGCCUCCGUCUCCCAGUCCCAGCAGGAUGGAGGAGUGGCGCCAGUGUGGGCGCUGGCUCAUUGACUGCAAGGUGCUGCCCCCCAAUCACCGUGUGGUGUGGCCGGCAGCCCAGGUCUUUGACCUGGCACAGGCGCUGAGAGAUGGAGUGCUGCUCUGUCAGCUUCUGCACAACCUGAGCCCUGGGUCCAUUGAUCUCAAGGACAUCAACUUCAGACCACAGAUGUCCCAGUUUUUGUGCCUGAAGAACAUCAGAACGUUCCUGAAAGUUUGUCAUGACAAAUUUGGACUGAGGAACAGUGAGCUCUUUGACCCGUUCGACCUGUUUGAUGUGAGGGACUUUGGGAAGGUUAUCUCAGCCAUUUCCAGAAUUUCCCAUCAUACUGUUGUCCAGAGCAAAGGCAUCAGGCCCUUCCCCACGGAGGAGACGGCAGUGGAUGACGAUGAUGUCUAUCGCAGCCUGGAGGAGCUGGCCGACGAGCACGACCUGGGAGAGGAAAUUUACGACUGUGUUCCAUGUGACGAUGAUGGUGACGAUAUUUACGAGGACAUCAUCAAGGUGGAAGUCCGGCAACCGAUGAAGCUGGGAAUGACAGAGGAUGACAAGAGGAACUGCUGCCUUCUGGAGAUCCAAGAAACUGAGGCCAAGUAUUACAAAACACUUGAGGACAUUGAGAAGAAUUACAUGAUCCCAUUAAAGGCUGUCCUGAAUCCCCAGGAAAUGGAAGCUAUCUUCAUUAAUCUGGAGGAAUUAAUCCGAGUACAUUACAGUUUAUUGAGAGCCAUCGAUCUGGCUGCAAUCUCGGGAGGCAACACACUCUAUAAAGUCUUCCUGGAUUUCAAAGAGCGGCUCUUGAUUUAUGGCAAGUACUGCAGCCAAAUGGAAACUUCACAAAAGACCUUGGACCAACUCAUGGCAUCUCGAGAAGAAAUCCGAAACAAAAUUGAGGAGUGUACCCUGAAAGUUCAGGAAGGGAAGUUUAAACUGCAGGAUCUGCUGGUGGUCCCCAUGCAGCGCAUUUUAAAGUAUCAUCUCCUGCUGAAGGAGCUGCUGAGCCAUUCCAAUGAUCGCCCUGAGAAACAGCAACUGAAGGAGGCCCUGGAGGCGAUGCAGGAUCUGGCCAUGUAUAUCAAUGAAGUUAAAAGAGAUAACGAGACACUGAAGAAGAUCUCUGAAUUCCAGUGUUCCAUUGAGAACCUCCAAACGUCACUGGCAAAUUACGGGAGACCAAAGAUUGAUGGUGAAUUGAAGGUCUGUUCCACAGUUAACAGAACAAAACAGGAUCGGUACCUGUUCCUCUUUGAUAAGGCGGUGAUUGUAUGUAAGCGGAAAGGUUACAACUAUGAACUGAAAGAGACGAUUGAUCUACAGACUCAUAAAAUGACUGAUGACCCCAUGAAUAACAAGGAUUUGAGAAAGUGGUCCUACGCAUUUUAUUUGAUUCACCUUCAGGGCAAACAAGGGUUCCAGCUGUUCUGUAAAACAGAGGAUAUGAAGAGGAAGUGGAUGGAACAGUUUGAAAUGGCACUAUCAAAUAUUAAACCUGAGAAAGCGACAGCAAAUUAUCACAAUUUCCAAAUGACAACAUUCGACAAAUUCACAAACUGUAAAGCCUGCAGGAUGUUGUUAAGAGGAAUCUUUUACCAAGGGUACACUUGUUCCAAAUGUGGGGCUGGAGCCCACAAAGAAUGUCUGGAGACGGCGGCACAAUGCAAGUUAAACACACCAGUCGAUGAUCUGGAUGGAGGGCAACAGCAGACAACAGGUCCUAGAAUGCUUGCGAUCCGUUCCUACCAGGGCAGCCCCCCUCCACCCACUGGAAAACCAGUCCUCAGUUUCCAGACUGGAGAAAUCAUUGAACUACUCAAGGGAGAUCCAGAUUCAACAUGGUGGGAGGGGAGGGUAAUACAAACCAAAAGGUCUGGUUGUUUUCCAAGCUCAUCUGUGAAGCCUUGUCCAGUUGACUGCCGACAUGUUAUUAAAUCAGCUUCAAAAGACCUUGACUACAGCACGUAUCCUUGGUUUGCAGGUAACCUUGAGCGAGGGCAGGCCGAUAAUCUCCUAAAGUCACAUGUCAGCGGGACGUAUCUUAUUCGUGAGCGGACAGCAGAGGCUGAGAGAUUUGCAAUUAGUAUCAGGUUUAAUGAUGAGGUGAAACACAUUAAAGUUGUAGAGAAGGAUAAUUGGAUCCACAUCACUGAGGCCAAGAAGUUUGAGAGUCUGCUGGAGCUGGUAGAAUAUUACCAGACACACUCGCUGAAAGAGAGCUUCAAGCAGCUAGAUACAGCAUUACGCUUUCCAUACAAACAACGGGAUAGGACUGUUCAGCGUUCAAACUCACGGACUCCAGCCUCUUCCUCCUCCUCUUCCUACAACUUUGCUUUCCUUAGUCCUCAGGGCUUCAGUGUUGGGUCUCAGAAUUCUGCUCCUUUCUGGUCAGUGUUCAAUCCUCGACCCAUCGGCAUGGCAAUAGCACGAUAUAAAUUUGCAGCCCGUGACAUGCGAGAGCUCUCACUGCGAGAAGGAGACACAGUGAAGAUCUACAGCAAGAUCGGAGGUGACCAGGGAUGGUGGAAAGGUGAAGCAAAUGGCAAGAUUGGUUGGUUUCCCUCAACGUAUGUUGAUGAGGAAGGAAUGCCAUGACUGGUGGAUGCAAUAUCACCCAUUCUGGAAGAACAUAGCAUGCACAUCUGAUAUCCAAAACCCAGAAAGAGAGUGCUGAUGACAAACAGUCUUUCAUCAUCCUUACUGCUUUUUCUGUUGAGACUUUUCAUAACUUUCAGACUGAUUGCCACGAGUAUCCCAAUGUUGUAUAUAAGUUCCUUUUUCAGAAAAGCCAGUCAGAGUUAGAAAUAAUUUUUAGUAGGGUGUGCAGAGGCAUGUGUGUAUGGAAUUGUGUGUGUGUAUGUUUGUGUGCAUUCCUGGGGGAAAGUGGGGUUUUUUUUAAGGAUGUAUGGGGUAUUGUUGAUGUGUGCCUGUUAGUGUGAGAAUCCUUUCUAAAAUCAUUGUAAUUAUUUUACCAAUGCCACAAUGUAUGUGAAUAUUUUAAGGAAUGUUUUUAGGCUGAUGCCAAUGUAUAUAUUUGGGUUCAUUGUGGGUUGAAUGGAAUUCUAGUUAAAAUUAUCACAGAAUUUGUUUAGGAAUGAAUUGAAAAUGUAAAUUGGUACAAUUUUUUUGCACUGUUAACAUGGUUAAUGCAACUGGUUUGGAGAGAAACUGGGAUAAUCUGAUUCCUGGUAUGCUGCUUGUAGGAAAGAACCAGGGCAUGGAUUUCAGUGCAAGUCACUGACUGGAGUUUUGGGACAGAGAAGCUGAUUGGGCAGAGAUUUGCAACUCAGACUGUAAAUGUUUCACAUAAAACAACAAAUAAAAGCAACUGUUUCUUUUAA